Molecule: messenger RNA, 819 nt
Organism: Dermatophagoides pteronyssinus (European house dust mite)
Lineage: Eukaryota; Metazoa; Arthropoda; Arachnida; Sarcoptiformes; Pyroglyphidae
Source: RefSeq, a predicted model, not a curated record
AUGGCUGAUAAACAAACUACACAAGCCGAAAUUUACCACUUUUUGUGUGAAUAUUAUAAUUACAUUUUGUCUUUCAAACUUGUUUUAAAAGAUGAACCCAAUGAUUUAGAGACUCUUAAUUUAUUAAAAGAUGCUGAAGUAAUAUUAGAUUUUUGGACUAAAACAGACCCGUCAAAUAUUGUUAAUGCUUGUGGAUAUAUAAAAUCAAGUAAUUCGUAUGGGAAAAUACUUGGUAUUACGCAAUAUGAUUCAGAAAAUAAAAAAAUAGAGUCAGUAGACGUAGAAAUAUUUCAAGAGAUUGAUGACGAAAAUCGUGUUGCUAAUAUAAAAUUUUCUGACAUUAAAUUAAGAAAAACUAUUGACGAAACGCUGUUAAAGAAAACAAACAAAUUAGAAUGUUUAUUUGAGGAAGAUGGAAUGUGGUAUCUAUGUGAGAUUAUUGAUGUCAACAAGGAUCUUGUAAAGAUUAAUUACAUUGAUUAUAACACGGUAGAAGAAGUUCGCAGAGACAGACUUCGAAUAGUGACUAAAACAUCAGAAAAUAAUAUGGAUGAAUCCGAAGAGAAAAUUAUGACUCACAAUGGAUAUAUAAUUCCAAAAUCUGUUAUUGUCAGACCAGGAGAUAGCGCUGAAGUUAAAGAACAAAAACGUAAUAAAUUAUCUAAAAUUAAAUAUGAGCAGAAAAAAAUGAAAAGAAACGAAGAAAUCCAAUCUCGCGUUCAAUCAUGGAAAGAACAUAAGAAAAAUAUAAAAAAAAAUACAAAUAAUAAUAAAAAGUAUUCGUUGGAUGAAAUCAAGCUUAGUUUUAUAAUGAUAUGA